AUGACACUAACCGCCAUCACCGAUCCACCACCGCUUUGUAGCCCAGCGUAUCUGGUGCCCUCCCUCAAAGUCGAGGUGGUUAGGUUGAUCUGCAAGCAACUCACGGAAUUGUCUAACCAACAAAAAACUUGGAGAAAUUUGGCAAUUUGUGCAGAGUACAAGUCACCUUCUGUACAGAUUUUUCCCCAUACAUGGAGUUCCGAAUAUCUUUGAGAUGAUAAACAGUUUUUGAGUGACCAUCCUGGUGCAGUUCCAAUAACUACAGCUCAGAACGUGCUCCAUUCUGAUGCAGCCAUUAAAGUGGUUCUUCAGGCACCAAAGCAAAAGAAGAAAAGAAGCGAAUGGGUCAGAAAGCGUGCUCCAUUCUGUAACUUUGUGCACAAGAUUUUUAGUAUGAAUCGAAUAGAAAAAUGGGAAGAAAGUUGACUUUUUAAUGGUGAAUGAUGAAGUGUUGAUCACCCUGGCCUUUAUAUAUAGUUUUUAAUGAAUUUGCCCACUUUUAUUGUAUUUUUGUGUUGUGUAAGUUGAUAUAUGUAAUUCUUUAACACCAAAUAGUUGAGACUUUGGGGACUAUCUGGAUAAUGUGUAAUAUGGUUUUAUGUUGAUUGUGGAAAGAUCUUUGAUUUUAAGAGGG
This is a messenger RNA of Lactuca virosa, 634 nucleotides long. Lineage: Eukaryota; Viridiplantae; Streptophyta; Magnoliopsida; Asterales; Asteraceae. The record is from the annotation of a GenBank genome assembly.